Penicillium angulare is the source of this 1446-nucleotide messenger RNA. RefSeq lists its product as uncharacterized. Bases 1 to 1446 code for a protein of 481 amino acids. The record is from RefSeq and is a predicted model, not a curated record. The transcript has 3 exons. NCBI's taxonomy places the organism in Eukaryota, Fungi, Ascomycota, Eurotiomycetes, Eurotiales, Aspergillaceae.
AUGCCGUACAAUACCCGUCGCAAAUCACUAUCCCUCCCCUCGUUAGGCAUCCAUCUCCCCAACUCGUCACGUCGCUCUCCCUCCAUCUCAAAAGGCGCAUCCGAGGAUCAACACCCUGCCAAAAAAGUGAAGCGAUCGCAUACUUCAUUAUCACCGGAGCCUUCAACGAAAAAGGGAUCACUCGUGCGCGCCGGCCGGAACGGAGCCUUCGAGCAGACACCUCCCCCCCUCACCUUUGGAUGGCGGAAAAUCGAUACCGAGGGUAUCAAUGAUGAUAUCGUCGUGGCCGUGAUCGAUCAGUUGGAGAAGACUGGGAAUCGUCCCCAUUUAGUGAAGGAGCUAGCCGCGGUUUUGGUUUCGCUGAAUGCGACUGUCGCAAAUUCCGCAAACCCCGCUGCGCUCCUGUCUUCCCGACUCGCAGCUUACAUGAAGCGUCCUUGGACAGCUCUUGCGCCAUGCCCCAUGGCCAAGGAACUUAUCUUAAUCCACCCACGCAAAGUCUACUAUUAUCUGACGACUUGCCCCCGUCAACCUACCCCGGAGAAUGAUGAUCUAAUCGGCAUCGAUGGAAAGAACUUAACUCCUAGCGUCUCUAGCCUGGACCAAGAUGAGGAUGAUAUGAUUUCGCGACAGCGCAGCCCAAGCCCCGAAGUGGAUCUGUCAUCGCCAGACUUUGAAGAAGGAGAAAAUGUCGAUUUGGAUGGUUCCGACUGCGGCACUCCCACUGAUCAGUUCCCCGACCAUACUAGCCAUAAGCGCUUAAUGCACUCAAAUCGUGCGGCCUCCCCGCCCCUGGAGGGCGAUGAGAAGGAAUUCACUCAGACCGCCAGCGCCGUGCGUGAGCGUGCUUCGGAAGAAAAGGCCAGCCGUGAACAGUCUGCCGAACGCGGAAUUUCAGUCUUGUCAGAGAGUCUCAGCGCCAUGGAUGAGGAUAAGAAUAAUGAUUCGCCUAUGAACGGUGGAUCUAUCACACCCUCCAUCCACGGCGAAGAAGAGUUUAAUGAUUAUUUCUCUCACGUGGUAGACAAUGAGUCUCGCGAUCUGGAUGAGGCCGCCGCCGCUACCCUUUUCGGCACCUCACCUUCUCCCUCUCUCACCUCUGUCGCGUCGUCUGUCUCGUCUGGAACGAGCGCGGUCAGCGAUAGUGGUCUUGAUGUUGAUGAGCAGGUCGACACUCUGCCAACUACUCCACAAAUCAGCCUUCCCGCUGAUCCGGAUGUUGCCCCUGUCUCAACUCUGAAGCGAUCUCUAGAUAUGCUGAACAGCGGUUUCCCAGAUGUUGAUUUUAAGAUGUCUGAUCUGACAGAGUCACACGAGAAGCUCAGUAUUGGCCCUCGCCACUUCGCUAAUUUGGACUCUGAACCUGUCUUCGAUUCCUGGAGAGAGUUGCAAAACCCCGAGACUGUCGAGGUAGACGAGCUUGACGAAAUGUUUGGCGAAAUCUAA